Molecule: messenger RNA, 2080 nt
Organism: Tripterygium wilfordii
Lineage: Eukaryota; Viridiplantae; Streptophyta; Magnoliopsida; Celastrales; Celastraceae
Product: exonuclease 1
Exons: 12
Coding region: 181-1938 (585 amino acids)
Molecular function (GO): DNA binding; metal ion binding; protein binding
Source: RefSeq, a predicted model, not a curated record
UUAUCUUUCCCUCCCGAGUUCUCUUCUUCCCGCCAUUCUCUCCCAAGUAAAUAUUCUAUUUGAUUGUCUUUUUCGACUACUAAACAAAUCAGAAAAAGAAAAAACAAAUCAUUCCCCGAAGUCCGAAUAAGUUAGAAAGCAAAACCCAAAACCCAGAAAUUUUGUCCAUAGAGGCGGAGAAUGGGCAUCAAAGAUCUUCUCAGAUUCAUGAAACCCUACAUUCAACCCAUUCACAUCAAGAAAUAUGCCGGCAAGCGCGUGGGUAUUGAUGCUUAUUCAUGGCUUCACAAAGGAGCUUAUUCGUGUAGUAUGGAGCUAUGUUUGGAUUCAAAGAGUGAAACCAAAUUGAGAUACAUAGACUACUUUAUGCACCGAAUAAAUCUGCUUCGGUUCCACAAGAUAACCCCAAUUGUUGUUUUUGAUGGAGGUAGUAUUCCGUGUAAGUCAGCGACCGUCCAUGAACGGCAGAGGAAAAGAAAAGCUAAUCGUGAAUCGGCAAUGGCAAAGCUUGAAGAAGGGGAUGUUAAUGCUGCCACUGAGCUCUUCCAGAGAGCGGUGAAUGUCACUCCGUCCAUGGCCCAUCAAUUGAUUCAGAUUUUGAGAUCAGAAAACAUCGAAUUUGUGGUAGCUCCAUAUGAGGCCGAUGCCCAGCUAGCAUAUUUGUCCAGCAUUGAGGCAGAUAAAGGUGGAAUAGCAGCUGUAAUAACUGAGGAUAGUGAUUUGAUGGCAUAUGGUUGCCAAGCUAUUGUUUUCAAGAUGGACCGGUUUGGUAAUGGGCAAGAAAUAUUGCUACACAAUGUGUUUGAUUCUGUGACUUGUUCUCCUUCCUUCCGACACUUUGAUAAGGAAUUGUUCAUAGGUAUGUGUGUCUUAGCCGGUUGCGAUUUCCUGCCUUCUGUUCCUGGAAUUGGAAUUGCAAAGGCCUAUUCUUUGGUUUCAAAGUACCGCAAUUUAGACCGUGUUUUAUCAGUUUUGAAGAGCAGACAAAUGCCUGAAGAUUACUCAAAAUCUUUCAAAGAGGCGCUCGCAGUCUUCCAGCAUGCCCGAAUAUAUGAUGCUGAGACUAAGAUGAUCAAACACAUGAAACCUCUCUCACAACAGCUCCUACAGUCUCUAGAUGGGGAGCUUGAUUUCUUGGGACCAGAAAUCCCUGCUUCAUUGGCAAGUGCAAUUGCUGAAGGGAAGUUAGAUCCAACCAACAUGGAGGCCUUUGAUUGUUCUUCAAGUCCUGAACGUUGUCCAUACCCCUUUGUCACUGAAACUUGUGGGGUUCAGAAAAACAAAACUGCUGCUGCAUCCAGGCGAAACAGAAGCAACAUAGUUUCUUCUUCUCCUACUGUCGAAAAUAAUAUUACAGGUCAAGUACAAAAGCAGGAAUGGAUUUCAACUGAAAGCAAGUAUUUGAAUGAAGAUGUGGCACUUGAGAAACUAAUUAUGCUAUCAGAAAGUCAUGGAAAAGUAGAAACCAUGACGACGCCUCACAAUAUUUCAUUGAAGACUCCGAACAACAAUCCAUUCAAGAAAAAGAAAGCCGAUGUAUGCAAGUUGGAAGAGGAACUCAGUUCUGCUGAAGAAAUCUCACUCUUGACCGGAAACGAGGAUCAGGAGAUUUUGUGUAUUGCACAUGAUGAGAUAUUAUCAAAGAUUCACUUCAAUCAUUCGAAAAGGAAAAGGAAACACAAGGAGAUUCACUUAGAUCAUUCAGAUAGCAACGGCCUACAACUAUCAGUGGUUACCGAGGAAGAAAAUUUAGAAAGGGUGAAGGUAGAAAAUACUGACGUCUUGUGUGGUACCACUGAGUCACAAGAAAGUGUAAAUUCUAAGCCUAAAAGGAUGUCAGAUGACAAACCGGCGAAAAACCAGAAAUCAAAGAGAAGUAAUCCCAAUGGUUCAGAGAAGAAGAAAAACAGUAUCUUGAAUUUCUUUUCUCCUUUGUAAUGUCUUAUAUGACUUUUGAGUUUAAUAUUAUUCUUGAUUGGAUUGAACAUUUGGCUUUCUCCCUGAACUAUUCUUCAGAUUGAAUUGAUUAUAGAAUUGUCAUAAGUUUAUGAAUCAAAGAAAGAAGGAUUUUUCAUUGAAA